This is a messenger RNA of Nilaparvata lugens (brown planthopper), 3393 nucleotides long. RefSeq lists its product as uncharacterized. Gene Ontology annotation, molecular function: metal ion binding. The record is from RefSeq and is a predicted model, not a curated record. Bases 334 to 3345 code for a protein of 1003 amino acids. The transcript has 17 exons. Lineage: Eukaryota; Metazoa; Arthropoda; Insecta; Hemiptera; Delphacidae.
AAUCACUUUCUGAUUUCUGUUGACGAUGGUGAGGUUUGUGUAUUCCUUUCUUUCCAAUUAUUUCAAAUUCUAAAGAAAAUUUACUGUGAUUGGAUUUAUUUACCUCUUUUUUUUAUUUCUAUACCUAUCUCCCACACAGGCUACUUCAUCUAUAGCUAUUUCUGAGUUAUAAUAAGUCACGUUUUGAAUAUCUCAUAGGUGAUUUGAUUGCUUUUCAAUCCCACUCAGUUCUUUCCUGUAUUCACCGGUAUCUAUAUUAUUUUGUGUUUAUAGGCCUAGUUUGAGAGCUUAUAAUAAAAUAAAUUUACAAUAGUUAUAAACAAUUUUUCAACAAUGGCUCCAACUGACAGUUCGUGCGCUGCAUUUACAAAAGGGAACUUUGAACUUGUGUAUUCCUUAAAAGCUGGAAAUGAUAUUCCUGUCAACAAAUACAAAUCAUCCAAGACUGGUUUGAAUAUAGUGAUAUCUGAAGUAGAAGGUCCAGUUGUGUACGGAUUUUUUGUUCUUGCUACUGAGUCAUUCGAUGCCGAUGGAUUGCCACACACUUUGGAGCACCUCAUUUUCCUGGGAAGUGAGGAUUAUCCCUAUAAAGGAGUACUCGAUAUGCUGGCCAAUCGAUGUCUUGCAUCAGGCACCAAUGCCUGGACUGACACCGACCACACUUGUUACACCGUGAAAACGGCAGGCAGCGACGGGUUCUUGGCACUACUUCCCAUCUAUGUGGAUCAUAUAUUGUAUCCAACAUUAACGGACUCUGGGUUCAUGACCGAGGUGUACCACGUGACCAAGGAGGGCAAAGACGCGGGAGUGGUGUACUGUGAGGAGCAGGCGACCAACUACACGCCUGAGUCGAUCGCUCACUAUGAGGUGCUCGACAAGGCCUAUCCGGGCGUCUGUGGUUAUAAGGCCAACAUUGGCGGUGACUGCAAGAACCUUAGAGAGUCCACCACUAAUGAAAAGGUCCGUGCAUUCCAUAAACAAUUCUACAGGCCUGAAAAUCUUACUCUGAUAAUUUGCGGCCAGGUGAAAGCGGAAGACGUGUUCAAAUCGCUCGAAGCUUUUGAAAAGAAGGUUGAAUCGAAAGGGCCCCGAGGACCGUUCACCAGACCGUGGCAGAGUCCCGUUGAACCGUUGACAGAAAGCUUCGAUGUAGAAAAGCUAUAUGCCAGCGACAGAGAGGACAACGGUCUUGUGUAUGUCGGCGUUAGAGGUCCUUCCGUUGUCAAAGAUCUUUAUACAUUCAGAGCUCUCAACCUUCUUCUCAAGUACUUAACAGACACAUCAGCUAGUCCUCUUGCAAAAGCUUUUGUUGAAAUUGAAGAUCCCUAUGCAAGCGAUGUAUCCUACGCGUCGUUUGAGAAUUCCGAGUCACUUUUGAUGCUGACAUUCGAAUCGGUGCCGCUGAACAAACUGGGCCUGAUCAAAGACAAGCUGAAGACUGUGAUGCAGGCAAUAGUGGCAGACAGCGAGCCCUACAAGUUCAAUAUGUCGAGGAUGCUGACUGUCAUCCGUCGCAAGAAGCUCGAAUGUCUCAGCAGCUUCGAGAGCGCGCCGCACAAAACCAUCGCUUACAUGGCCAUUGGCGAUGCUCUCUACGGAAACACCAAGCAGGAUUUCGCGCAGCGUCUGAACGAGGUGGACGACUUGGUGCGCAUGGAGCAGGAGGAGGCGGGCUGGUGGCUGCGCCUGGCGAGUGACUACUUGGUGGAUGCGGCGCAGGUGGUGGUGCGCGCGCGCCCGAGCCAGGCGGAGCAGAAGCGCCUCGAGGACGAGGACGAGCGGCGAGUGAGUGAGCGAGUGCGCACGCUCGGCGACCACGGGUUAGCUAAGAACGACGAGCGCCUCAUGAACGCCAUCGACGAGAAUGAGGUCUGUUUAAUAUUUAAUAUUUAUAAAAUAAUAUUAAUGUUUAUUAGUUCAAUAUUUCGAGAACUAGGUAAGCUGGUCAUGUGUAUGCAGUUGAUCGCGAUGCUGGACUGCAGCAGUUUGUCGAAGAGUGACCGCCUGUACUUGCCGCUGGUGUUCGAGAUGCUGGCCGAGAGUCCGGUGCUGCGCGAUGGUGCCGUGGUGUCCCACGAGCAGGUGGUGGCCGAGCUGGAGAACGACACCGUCAGCCUCGCUUCGCACGUCGGCUUCGAGGGCGGCACCCGGUUCGAGUGCGGGCCCUAUUCGCAGACCGCUUUCCUAUCGCUACAGGUGGAGCCGGAAAAGUACGUGAAGGGCAUCCAGUGGUUGCGAGAGCUGCUCUACCAGCUGGUGAUCAGCGAGGAGCGCAUUUCCAUCAUAGCUCAAAAGCUCAUCAACGACGCAUCCCAGGUCAAACGCAAAGGAAACCUCUUGGUCAAAGAGCUCAUGAAGGGAUUGGUCUACAACGACUCAAGCAAUCACUACGCGGUGAGCGUGCUACGACAGGAGGCGUUCCUGAACAGCAUAGUGAAGCGGCUGUCGACGGCCGAUGGCGCCGCCGCCGUCAAGAAGGAAAUCGGAGCGGUGCUCAAGACAAUCACCAACCCCGACCACGUGGUCGUACACGUGGCAUGCGACCUUGACAAGCUGGCCGCCAAGGUCAAGGAGCCCAUCUCACACUGGAAACAGCUGUUCCCCGAAGGUGUCAAACCAAUCAAAAACAAACUGAAGGUGAUAGCGGAGUGGCAGAUGAUGCAGCCGCAGUCGCAGAAGGAGACAGAGGACGAGAGCUGUGUGGUGGGAGUGGGAGCGGUCAAGUCGGGCUUCUACUGCCACACGGUGCCGGCCAUCACCGACUUCGAGGACCCCGAGUUGGCGCCCCUCCUUGUCUUCCUCCAAUACCUCACACAGCUAGAGGGACCACUGUGGCGCAAGCUGCGAGGCCAGGGUCUGACUUACCAUUACAACAUGCUGCCGCGACCCAAUGAAGGACUCCUCUACCUCACCUUCUAUAGGGCAACCGAUGUCGUUCGCAGCUAUAAGGAAGCAGCCAUUGUCAUUAAAGAGUUGCUUGACGAAAACGAAUCGAAAUGGGACAAGGCAAUGUUCGAAGCAGCUAAAGCGUCACUAAUUUUCGAAAUAAUCGACAGAGAAGCCACUGUCGCCGAUCUCAUCUCUCAAUCACAGCUAUCUUACUUCAAGAAAGUUAACUCCGAAUACAAUAGAAACAUUGUAAACCAAAUAUCCAAAGUGAGUUUGAAAGACAUGGAAGGAAUUGGAAAGAAGUACAUAGAAGCACUGCUAACGCCGAGUAAGUCCAAGGUGACUAUUGUCUCCGAUCCCGGCAAUCUGAAGGAAAUCAAAGAAGCCUUUGCUGGAUUUGGAAAACCGUUGAAAGUCUAUGAGACUUUGGAGAAGAGCUUCCUCAACGAUUUAUAGUUUUGUUAGAAACUUUUUGGUUCGUUUUUCUUUGUUUAUUGCAUUUUG